UGGGCAGCAUGCCUAGUUAUUAUUAUAGUAGGGUACUUUGCAUUACAAUCUCUAAAAUGAAAAGAGUAAUGAGUAAUGGGAUUUGCAAUUUGUUUUUUUAUGCGCACUUCUUCGCCCCAUACCUGAACAUGCACGUUUCUAGAAACUGAACAACUGACAUGUUUCGUGUAAACAGAGAAAAUAUUUUUGUGCUAGCCGCCAGCGGACAUUUAAAUACAUUUACACCUGUAGUUUGCUGCAUACGUUAGGAGACGGCCCAGCCAUGUGCACUCCCAUAGUUGACAUGGAAAAAAUAGCCAGAGACCACGCGCGGGCCAUGCUGCCAGCAGAAGUGAAGAAAUACGCAGACAAGGUCCCCUUCUACGACUGGACAACAAUGGACGUCUAUUACGGACCGACCCAGUACAAACGAAAAGACGUAGUGCCCCAGCCUAAGGUUCACGUGCUGUACUGCGCCAACCUGUCCAACAACACGGGCUCCGAGCAGUGCUACUCCCUGACCAACGAGAGGUACACCCUCUCCAGGUGCAAGAUCACCUACCAGAGGAACUUCAAGUACGGCGGCAAAUGCGGCGUCUCAGCGGAGCUGCCCGGCGUCAAGACUGGCAUGAAAGCUGACUUCACAGGGGAGGUGACCAAGUCUAAGGGAUCUGACGUGGAGAAGGAGCAGAAGUUGAUCUGGUCAGUCAACAGCAGGCUUAGGGUCAAGCCCAACCAGACAGCCAAGGUAGAGAUGGUCGUCAAGGAGCAGGAGUUCAACGAGGACUUUGAGCAGCUCUGCACGUUUGAUGGUUUCGUGACGCUGAUGUACGUCACCAAGAAAGACCGCGAGCCCAUCGUGUUCCUAGAGCUUACGGCUGCCGACAUACUGACCAGCUGCCACGGGUUUCACCCUGACCACGACGGCAAGCCGACCUUUGUCAUGAAGGGCACGUGCUCAUGCAGGAUGGCAGUGGAGCAGAGCAUUUAUGUGUCAGAGUCGUCGUCGGUCUAGUCUUAGUCUAGUUUUAGUGCAGUCUAGGUCCAGUUUUAGUCCAGUCUAAGUACAGUUUUAGUACAGUCUUUGUCCAAUCUAGGUCAAGUUUUAGUACAUUCUGUGUCCAGUCAAGGUCCAGUUUUAGUGUAGUCUUUGACCAGUUUAGGUCCAGUUUUAGUACAGUUUUUGUCCAGUUUUAGUCUAGUUAGUUUAUGUCCAGUUUUAGUUCAAUAUUUGUCCAUUUGUAGUCCAGUUCUAAGCAAGUCCAUUCUUUGUACAGUCUUUUUUCAGCCCAUUCAUAGUUCUAGGUUUAGACCACUCACGUGUCUAGGUUUAGACCACUCACGUGUCUAGGUUUAGACCACUCACGUUAAACCACUCACGUGUCUAGGUUUAGACCACUCACGUGUCUAGGUUUAGACCACUCACGUGUCUAGGUUUAGACCACUCACGUGUCUAGGUUUAGACCACUCACGUUAAACCACUCACGUGUCUAGGUUUAGACCAUUCACGUGUCUAGAUUUAGACCACUCACGUGUCUAGAUUUAGACCACUCACGUGUCUAGGUUUAGACUACUCACGUGUCUAGGUUUAGACUACUCACGUGUCUAGGUUUAGACCAACAUGACACAAGUCCUCUCACACUUUUGGUUAUAUUAUCUGUCCAGUUUUGAUUUAACAUGCAUAUUUUUAAAGAAUAUUUAGUUUUUUUCAGUUCUAUUUUUAAGUUGUUUUAAUACGCACUUCAUACAAAAACACACAACACGUGUAAAAAACGCAGCACACAUAUAACAUAGCACAUAUACAACAGAGAGCACAUUUUUAAGUUAAUUGUUUUAAUAUACACUACAUACAGAAAAACACACAGCACCACAUAUACAACACACAGCACAUAUACAACACACAGCACAUAUACAACACACAGCACAUAUACAACACACAGCACAUAUACAACACACAGCACAUAUACAACACACAGCACAUAUACAACACAGCACAUUUACAACCUUAUACAGUAAAAGAUUUGCAUUACAUAAACAACACAAAUACCAUACAACCUAUAAAUAACACACAUCAUAUAUAAAGCGCAGAACAAAACAAUGAAAUGGUUAUUGUAGAUCUCUUGUUUUACCUUCUACAAAUGUUAGAUAAGAAAAUAGAUUUUAUGUUACACAAGUUCAUGCAAGUUCUUUUAAAACUAAUGUUGUAUU
Physella acuta is the source of this 2187-nucleotide messenger RNA. RefSeq lists its product as uncharacterized. NCBI's taxonomy places the organism in Eukaryota, Metazoa, Mollusca, Gastropoda, Physidae. The record is from RefSeq and is a predicted model, not a curated record.